UUUACAUGCCAAAUUUUUGUUUUGCAAAACAAUCAGCCAAUGGCAAAAUGUGAAAAUUUGUCGCGAAUCCAUGCCUACACUACAAGUAAAUAAAAUGACUUGAUUUGGCUUAAUCCCUAUCUACACAUUAAUAUUACAAAUUCAUCUAUUUAUCAUCACUGCCUUGCCUUUUCCCUUUACAAUUUAUAGUGUUAAUUACAUUCUAUAGUGUCAGUUCUGUUUAAAUAAUAACGACUGCUCUGCAUCCCAUUCUAGUCAAAUAACCCCAAGAUACUGAGAAUGCCUUAUGCUAUUGCAUCUCAUAUCCUAUUGUAUUUGAACUAACUGGCAUCACAAUGGAUGUUUAGCUAAAUACCAGUACCAUGUCAAAAGAGUGACUUUUCUUAACAUUUCUGUGUCUGUUGAUCCAGAACCUAAAAAUAAAUUUUGUAAACUACUACAAAAACUUUUUCGCAACAAUUGCCCUAUUUUAUAUUGGAAAGGUUUUCAGUCUGUAGCCUGUAGAGAGCUAGGAAUGGCAUUCCUAAACUUCUGUUAAUGUUCUUGUGAAAGAACAAACUUCUGUUAUCUGCUGUGCAACCUGCGUUUUUCUCCUUUUUAAGCUUUACUGGCUAACCCCCAUGGCUACACAGCAGCUUUUGUAUAUAAACUAUAGUAGUGCUUCUGUAACAAACACUCAAAUGUUACCAGUGCAGGGCAACAGUACAUUAUACUUUAGUUACUUUAAAACACUUUCAUUUUGGUGUUACUGUUCCUUUAAGUGUGACAUCACAAUGGAUGUUUUGUUAACUGAGAGAUUCCAGUGAGUGUGUGACAUCACAAUGCAUGUUUGGAUCAGUCAGGAGAGAAUCCAGACUUUACCAUUUACAUUUAGACUUCCGUUGGAGACAGACAGUAGAACCUUUUGGGGUUUUACUGUUAGUCUUCGGCGGUAGUUUUUUUGUAUUUAACAUGGCCAGAGGAAAACAAACCUUUUGGAAUUUUCUAUUAUUUAUUCUAUUAAUAACACUUUGCAAAGGAUCAGCUACAAAAAAACAUGCUACAGAUGUAACAACUGAAACAAGCAUUGAAGAAAGCUCAGACAUAGAAAGAAUAAUCAAGGAUUUUUUGAAACAGUCUGAAGAUGUUACUGGGAAAACCACAUCUGUGCAAAGUAUAACUAAGGAUUAUGUCAAAAAAUAUGAAGAUGUUACUGGGAAAACGACACCUGUGGAAAUUUCAAACACAGAAGAUGACAGUGACACAUAUUUCGAUGAAACUGAAAAAAGCAUAAUUAAGGAAAGAAGGAUUCAAGAUGCAACUAAAUCUCCUGAAGACAGCACUGAGGCAAGCAAAUAUGAAGAAACAACAGAUAAACAAGAGGAGGAUGUAGAAGUAAUAACUAGUGGAGUCGAGAGACAAAUCGCUAACCAGAUGAGCUCCAUCAUGACAACUACAACAGCAGCACCAUCAGAAAAAGAGAAAAUCCUAAUGAUGGUAGAAGACUUGGAGAGCAACAAUCAAAUGAAUCUGAUUAUCAUUUGUUCAGUCCUGGGAAGUGGAUUUUUAAUAGUGAUUGCCAUAUUGCUGUGCAUAGCAAGGUCCCUUUCAAAAUUAUCCAGAGAAAAGGACCAACUGUCUGAGGCAGAACAAGGAAAUUUAUAAUGACUUAAUUAUGGAACAUCACAUCAGAAAUUAAAAUCCACAGAAAUGCAUUUUAUGUUUAAAAACCCUCCAUUACCCCCCUCAGUGUAGUGUUACACCAAUCGUAAAUACAGUUAUAAUUUGGAAGACACAGAGUGUAACAAUGGGCUGAGGGGUGGUGGUGCAAUGCAACAAUAGGAUCAAAUAUAAAAAUAAUACACUAGCCGAUUAUUGCAUUGCAAUGACCCCAAAUCCCAGACUAGGACAUGUAUAACAUCUGACCUAAAUCCGAAUGUACUGCUGGGUGAGGGGGUGGGUAU
Messenger RNA from Xenopus tropicalis (tropical clawed frog), 1943 nucleotides. RefSeq lists its product as uncharacterized. The transcript is spliced from 11 exons. Bases 826 to 1644 code for a protein of 272 amino acids. The record is from RefSeq and is a predicted model, not a curated record. Lineage: Eukaryota; Metazoa; Chordata; Amphibia; Anura; Pipidae.